AUGCUGUGCGCUCCAAAGGCCAUUCCAGACCUUGAACUGUCACAUAUACUCCACUUUCAUCAUAAACCAGCAUACAAAUUCGCCGUUUUCGGCUUAAUUCUCGUCGAACGACUCAUUUAUAACAUACACCCAUCCCACACCGCGGUUGUUCAUCCCUCUCCCCCUUCUACACGUAUCAAGCGAGGAAUGUCGAAAGACCCGUGGCGCACCGGUGAGUUACACCUCCAUCAGCCGACCAUUGUGCUGCCGUCUCAUGCGAUUUCUUCCCCAAGAAUGAUCAUUCCAAAUUACAUCCCACCGUUCAUAUGGAGAUUCUGGUCUUCAAACAUCGGCCGAAAUGUAAACGGGUCUUUCCCGCCGCGUCUCCAUGUAUAUGAUGUGUACUCCGAUACACUGUUCGAAGCCCGUCAAGAGGACGACAUCUUGUAUCGUUCCGUCUUUCAUGAUCUCAAACAUUCCAACAAACUUUUCCCUCGCGACCGAGCUGAGCAAACUCUGAAUGACAUCAUUCACCUUAUCUACCACCCGUCUCAAACGACGACCACCAACUCCAAGAUAACCGUUAACCGUGAAAACUUCCUUGCUCUCACCAAAUUCUUAUCUUUCGUCCGCUUUCGCAAUAGUUCCAAGUACAGUGAAGUCGUCGACAGUCUAGGGCAGAAUCAAGAACCAUUCCGACGUAACGUCAAUUCGGAACAGGAACUUCCCCAUCGUCGAACACGCAGUGGGCAGAUCAUACACACCUAUAAUGACUUCAUUCAACAAAUGCGAUACGAGUUUCUUUUGAAGACGUUUAUCAAAUUCCUUCAAGCUGAUUCUUUCCGCAUAUCGAAAGGAAUGUCGAGUCUGAUGAACAUAUAUUCUAAUGCGCUUCACGAUAUGUCUAUGUCUCCCCCGAUUCGCGCAGACCCAUGGUUGGAGGCUUUCGAUAUUCAUUGUUGGAAGUUUUGCAGGGAGGCAGAGGUUUCUUUUGGUGUGUCCUCCGCGGAAGAUGGGCAAGAAUUUAUUUUACCGGAAACUUGCUUCGUGGCGCUGGACGAGGCUAUUGGAUGUGACGUCGGAGACAGACAACAGGAUGACUCAUCAGAGCCGGCUGAUGUCUUUUUCCCCAUCUCGCCAACGCUUGCGUUGUACAUGCUGUGUGGAGGAGAAGAUUCACCUCAACGCUUCAAUUAUGCUAUUGACGUGGGUGAAGAGCUUUACUCUGAUGUCCACCUUCGAAACGCGACUGUCCUUUCGACUAUUCCUUACAACCGAAGUCAUAUGCGGAGACAGUUCAGGUCUUUUGAUUACUCUGCCCCACCAGAAGAGUUGAAGUCGUUGGUGGUCACACCUGUGGACUCGCAGUUUCCAUCCGCACCUCCAUCUCCAGAUUUGAAGGAUCAAAAUACUGUCAGAGGACCAAGAAUCUAUUUCUCUUCCCUGUCGUCAAUCGCGCGGUCGAUUUCUUCUUAUGACUUAUCGAGAGCCCGUUGGAUGGCCGAUAGAUAUGUGGAUUAUAGUCAUCUGAAGAACAAGUGCAGGCAGAUGUUUUUGAUGGAAGGGGUCACGAAGAUGCUUGCAGUCAAAGGGGACCUGAUGGUUGUUGACCUGACGGACGAGGUGAAGAUUAUUGGGAAAGACCCGGUUGCGUGCGGUGCGUUCAGUGAUGUAUGGACCGGCAAGUGGUACGAUAAAGUGGAAAUGCGGGAACAUCGCGUGGCUAUCAAGUAUCUCCGACAGGUCAUGGUACAGAAUGUCAGGGAAAAGCUACUCAAGCGUUUGCAAGAAGAAAUCCACAUCUGGCACCAACUUAGUCACCGGAACCUCGCAACAUUAUAUGGACUUGUACAGACCUCUACAAGUAUUGGAAUGGUCUCGUUAUGGUGCGAUAAUGGGACUAUUUGUCAGUAUAUCAAGAAGAAUAGUAGGGUUGACAAGCUCAAGUUGCUAAUCCAAAUCGCGUCUGGAAUAUCUUACCUGCAUCAUUUCGUGCCACCCGUCGUGCAUGGUGACCUGAAAGCGGGAAAUAUUCUAAUCGAUACCGACGGACAUGCGAUCAUUACAGACUUCGGAUUAUCUAAAGCCAUGGAAACGAUGUCUGAUUCUUGUCAGGGGCCGGUAUCUACAUCGUUCUUCGCCGGGUCCACGCGGUGGAUGGCACCAGAGUUGAUACAAGGUCUCAUUGAAGUCGAGGCGAACACAAAGUUGCCACAGGUGACGACCUUCAGCGAUGUAUACGCAUUUGGGUCGGUUUGUCUUGAGGUCAUAACGGGUGAAUUACCAUACCCUCGCCGAACGAAUGACUACCAAGUUACGGUGGAUAUUUUACAAGGCGUGAAACCUUCCCGUGGUGCUUCUGCGAUAAGUUGCGAGCUGUUGGGAGUCAAACAGCAGGUUACGGGGGAGGGGGAGGAUAGUCUGUUUACCUUCUUGGAUCGGUGUUGGGAUGCUGUGCCGUUUUUACGGCCGAAGAUGGAGGAAGUGGUUGGUUUUUUUGUGGGAUUGGAUCCCUAG
Messenger RNA from Marasmius oreades (fairy-ring Marasmius), 2496 nucleotides. RefSeq lists its product as uncharacterized. The coding region runs from base 1 to 2496 and encodes 831 amino acids. Gene Ontology annotation, molecular function: protein kinase activity; ATP binding. The record is from RefSeq and is a predicted model, not a curated record. Gene Ontology annotation, biological process: protein phosphorylation. Lineage: Eukaryota; Fungi; Basidiomycota; Agaricomycetes; Agaricales; Marasmiaceae. The transcript has 10 exons.